This is a messenger RNA of Delphinapterus leucas (beluga whale), 1405 nucleotides long. The record is from RefSeq and is a predicted model, not a curated record. NCBI's taxonomy places the organism in Eukaryota, Metazoa, Chordata, Mammalia, Artiodactyla, Monodontidae.
CACGAUGCCGAGCUGUCCACCCUGGUGGCUGCUACUGCUGCUUUCGCUGUGGGAGCCGCUGCUCCGGAGGGCGGAGGCAGGCUCUGAGGGGCAGACGGCGGGAGAGCUGUACCAGCGUUGGGAACGGUACCGCAGGGAGUGCCAGGCGACACUAGAGGCUGCGGCGCCCCCAGCAGGCCUCGCCUGUAACGGGUCCUUUGAUAUGUACGUCUGCUGGGACCACACUGCACCCAAUGCCACUGCCCGUGCGUCCUGCCCCUGGUACCUGCCCUGGAACCGCCAUGUGGCUGCAGGCUUUGUCCUCCGCCAUUGUGGCAGUGAUGGCCAAUGGGGACCUUGGAGAGACCAUUCUCAGUGUGAGAACCCAGAGAAGAAUGGGGUUUUUCAGGACCAAAGGCUCAGCUUGGAGCGGCUGCAGGUUAUGUACACCGUGGGCUACUCCCUGUCCCUUGCCACACUGCUGCUCGCCUUGCUCAUCUUGAGUUUCUUCAGGCGGCUGCGCUGCACUCGCAACUACAUCCACAUCAACCUGUUCAUGUCUUUCAUGCUGCGGGCAGCAGCCAUCCUCACCCGAGACCGUCUGCUUCCUCCACCUGGCCCCUACCCUGGGGGUCAGGCUCCUAUCCUGUGGAACCGGGCCCUAGCUGCCUGUCGCACGGCCCAGAUCUUGACCCAGUACUGCGUGGGUGCCAACUACACGUGGCUGCUGGUGGAGGGCAUCUACCUGCACAGCCUCCUGGUGCUUGUGGGAGGCUCCGAGGAGGGCCACUUCCGCUGCUACAUGCUCUUCGGCUGGGGGGCCCCCGCACUUUUCGUCAUUCCUUGGGUGAUCGUCAGGUACCUGUACGAGAACACGCAGUGCUGGGAGCGGAACGAUAUCAAGGGCAUUUGGUGGAUUAUAAGGACCCCUAUCCUGCUAACCAUCUUGAUUAAUUUUCUCAUCUUUAUCCGCAUCCUUGGCAUCCUCGCGUCAAAGCUGAGGACGCAACAGAUGCGCUGCCCAGACUACCGACUGAGGCUGGCUCGCUCCACGCUGACGCUGGUGCCCCUGCUGGGCGUCCACGAGGUGGUGUUUGCUCCCGUGACUGAGGAACAGGCCCGGGGUGCCCUGCGCUUGGCCAAGCUCAGCUUUGAGAUCUUCCUCAGUUCUUUCCAGGGUUUUCUGGUCAGCGUCCUCUACUGCUUCAUCAACAAGGAGGUGCAGUCGGAGAUCCGGCGGGGCUGGCACCGCUGCCGCCUGCGCCACAGACUCGGCGAAGAGCCGUGCCAACCCCCCGAGCGCGCCUUCCGGACCCUGCCCUCGGGUUCCGGCCCCGGCCAGGUCGCCGCCGGCCGCGCUCUGUGCUCGAGGACACUCCCAGGUCCUGCGGGUGAGGCCAGCCAUGUCUUAGAAAGUUACUGCUAG